AUGUCCCUCGACCCGCGGUCUAAAGGGGGAAACAACAACAACAACAGAAGCAGCUGCAACAAUUGCCGAUGCUUUCCCGGCGACGCCUGCUGGCCAACACUAGCGGAAUGGUCCUCGUUCAACGACACUGUGGGCGGCCGCCUAGUCGCCACGGUCCCCAUCGCCGCGCCUUGCCACCAAUCGGACCUAGCCGAUUAUGACGCCCAAGCGUGCCGGGCCUUGCGCGACGUAUGGUGGUACCCCAACACCCACCUCGCCACGUCCUCGUCUCCCAUGGCCCCCUUUUUCGCCAACGCCAGCUGCGACCCCUUCACCGCGCCCGACGACCAAUGCGUCGUCGGCGCCUACGUCCGAUACGCCGUCAGGGCCAUCGGCGUAUCGGAUUACCAGGCGACGCUCGCCUUCGCGGCCGCGAGGAACAUCCGCCUCGUCGUCCGUAACACGGGCCACGAUUACUUCGGCAAGUCGACGGGCGCCGGCGCGCUCGCCCUGUGGACCCAUUUCCUCAACGAUACGCAACUCAUCGACAACUAUACGUCUCCCGCGUACGCCGGGAAGGCCCUGAAGCUCGGCGCCGGUACCGGGGCUCUCGAGGCUUACCGAGCCGCCGACGAAGCCGGGGUUGCUGUCGUCGGGGGCGCUUGCGACACGGUGGGUCUUGCCGGUGGCUAUUCGCAGGGAGCCGACCACGGCCCUUUGAACUCUGUCUUCAGGCUUGGAACAGAUCAGGUUCUCGAUCCGACGCAAAAUAGCGACUUGUACUGGGCACUGUCGGGCGGCGGCGGAGGCACCUAUGCAGCGAUUCUUUCGAUGACGGUAAGGGCGCAUCGUCUUACAAAAGUCUCUGCUGCGAGCUUGAGUUUCACUACAGGCGCGAACGUCACUGCGGACCUCUUCAACAGCGCCGUGCACGCUUUUCUCCUGACGCAUCCUAGCCUAGCAGAGGCGGGCGCUUGGAGUACCUGGUUGUUGGCAACCGGGGUGUUUUCGCUGGUACCUGUUGUCGGUCCUAACCUCGAUAAGGACCAACUUCAGACUCUUUUCGAGCCUACGAUUUCCUUCUUGGAUAGCAAUGGCAUUCCCUAUGACUACGAGAUUCGCCAGUACAACACUUUCCUGGAAGCAUAUACCGGAAUGUUCCCUUUUUGUAACAUUACCGAAUACAACAUUGGCAGAGUCAUAUCCGGAAACUCCUUUGAUGUGUCGGGCUUUCCAAGCACCGGUAUUCAGAAUUCUGUAAACCCCGUCUGGCGCACUGCUAUCUUGAACCUAGUCAUCGGCCUGGCCUACGACACCUACGAUUUUCAGGCCAACGUUGCGCUGCAGACCAAAAUGACCAACACCAUAAUGCCGCGACUCGAGGCCCUGACGCCUGGCGGAGGGACGUACCUCAACGAAGCGGAUUUUCGGGAUCCUGACUGGAAAAACAAUUUCUAUCGCACUAACUACGCAAAACUGCUAUCCAUCAAGGACAAAUAUGAUCCCGACAGCUUGUUCUACGGGCCGACGGCGGUUGGUAGUGAUAGAUGGACUGCUCAGCCGGACGGACGGCUGUGUCGAGCGUCAUGA
Messenger RNA from Daldinia caldariorum, 1569 nucleotides. RefSeq lists its product as uncharacterized. Gene Ontology annotation, molecular function: flavin adenine dinucleotide binding; oxidoreductase activity. The coding region runs from base 1 to 1569 and encodes 522 amino acids. NCBI's taxonomy places the organism in Eukaryota, Fungi, Ascomycota, Sordariomycetes, Xylariales, Hypoxylaceae. The transcript is spliced from 5 exons. The record is from RefSeq and is a predicted model, not a curated record.